This is a messenger RNA of Tuber melanosporum (Perigord truffle), 1458 nucleotides long. RefSeq lists its product as uncharacterized. Lineage: Eukaryota; Fungi; Ascomycota; Pezizomycetes; Pezizales; Tuberaceae. Bases 74 to 1222 code for a protein of 382 amino acids. The transcript has 4 exons. The record is from RefSeq and is a predicted model, not a curated record.
CAAAACUUCCCCACAAAGCACUUCCAAGGCGGACUUUUAGCGAAUCAACUAGUACCCGAAAGUUAGCACCACCAUGUCUUUUGGCAGACGACUUCGAAAGGCCGUUUCAAAACUUAUUUGCCGUCGGGGUUCGAAGCCUAGAACGGAUACCACUCUUGCUAUGAUCCAUCCCUCUCAAUCUUUUCAGUCGCGACCAUACGAAACACCUGUUGGGGUCGGGGCCAGCGAAAGAGCUCAACCACCGCCCGUUGCCCAGAGCAGAUCGCAGCUAGAACCUAGUCAGGCACACCGAUUAUCUGCUACAGGGCCUGACCCCGAGCCGGAAAACCGAAACCAUGGCGAAAGUUCACGGGAGGAAGAGCAUGUAUCCGAGGAGAACCGACGACAGUCCAAUCUCUGGAGAUCGCCAACAAAUAUCUCCACUUCGAGCAGUGAUUACUCAAAUCAUUCCAUCUCACAUUCACUAUCACCGGCAACACCUGUUCCAUGGCUCGGACGGACCCUGAUGGAUUCACACUUUGUCAAUACGCCUCCUCCAACGCCGCCAGGCAGUGAUAGCACAGACGGUUCAGACCCCGCAUCGGGAGAAGGGGUCAAGGAGCGCGGACAUGCCCCAUUGAUACCGCAGAUGUCAUUUAUUCAGCGAAAUUCAUCAGCACCAGACGAAUUGCGAACAGAGGAGGCGUUAAGCCAGCUACGAAUUACCGAUGAUGGUCGUGGGAUUGUCUAUGGUCAAUUCACCCCUCAAGAUUCACCUAUAACAGGGCAAACCCCACAUGACAUACCUACCAAUACUACCUUUGAAACCAGCUACCCAAAACCAACCACCCUCACGAUGGUCCACCCACAGGAGAUAGAGCAGACGACCGAUCUCCUAGAUCAUGAAGUUCACACAUCAACUGCUCACACUCGCAUCCAGCCCGUGGUAGCGCAAGAACACCUACCGACAGAACGCCGCCCCGAGACACCAACCGGUGAGGUCGCUGAACUAACCGACGAGGAAACGCGACAGGAUGAUUGGGAAGAAGUCUGGCGAAGCGAAUGGGCCUCCAAUAAGGAAGGGAGUCGAAAAUUACGAACCUACGACAAGGGCAAUGGGACAGAAAGCAAGGGUACCGACGAUGCGCCUGCAUUAUUGGUUAGGCCGAAAGAACCAGGACUGAUGGAAGUGAAGGGAUCCACGGCUGGGCCAAGUCGUGCUCCAAUGACUCCGUCGCAAUGAUGCUGACUGCUCCGGAAAGAAAGUUCGUGGCGGCCUGUGCGGAUUUGAUUGCUUCUUUGAAUUGGGUUUUUCUUCAGCCCGCAGUUGGUUGGCUGGUUUUUGUCCUGCAUGAGCAGUUUCCUUUUCCCGGAUGCAUAGGAACGGAAGGGAGGCUGAAAAUUUAGUUCUUUAGUUCUCGAUAUUGUAAAAUACUAAUUAUGGAAGAUUUGGAAUCAGAUAUCAUACCCCCCAAAAAA